CGCGGAAGUUGGUGUUGAAGCUACGGCAGCCAUCAUUGCUAAUGGCGCCAGGAGUUUCCUGGUUUGCGGUCUCCGGCGUGACGUAGCUCCUCCGCCUAGUCUCGCCGUUACCCUGGGCAACGACCGAGACGUCCGGGGAGGGAUGCCUCUAUAGAGUGGUCCACAGAUGACCAAAAAGUUGGAGUUGGGCACGUUAAUUUCUACUGUAAACUGAAGACCCUGUCUCUUUGUCCUUGGCUUGCUGACGCGUCUGGCCUCUCAUUUCAGUGGGCUUGAGUGGAGAACUCUUGUCACCUUGGAACACCUGAGGCUGCAGGAGAAAGACUAGAACUUCAGGGAAUAAAACCCUGUAUCCAACAAUUCCGAUAUGGCAGAAGUGAAGUCACUCUUCCGGGAAGUUCUUCCAAAACAAGGACAAUUGUCUGUGGAAGACGUGACCACAAUGGUGCUGUGUAAACCCAAACUUUUGCCCUUAAAGUCUUUGACUCUGGAAAAACUGGAGAAGAUGCAACAAGCAGCGCAGGAAACAAUUCGCCAGCAAGAAAUGGCAGAGCGCGAGCGACAGCAGAUCACACAGAAAUAACCUGGCGCUUUAGUGCUGGCUGAACCUGCAGUGAUGAGAAAACAACCCGAACCUGUAUGCCGAAAUGUUAAUGAAACUGAUAUUCUUAGAAAUGUAAAAACAUCCAAGAUUGAGGAAACCUGCAUUGGUGAAUUUAAACUCAGUUAAUGCUGAACCAAACUUAACAGGAUUUUUUUCUACUUAAACCAUGUUUUU
Messenger RNA from Ochotona curzoniae (black-lipped pika), 778 nucleotides. RefSeq names its product BBSome interacting protein 1 (gene BBIP1). Gene Ontology annotation, biological process: receptor localization to non-motile cilium; cilium assembly. Gene Ontology annotation, cellular component: BBSome. NCBI's taxonomy places the organism in Eukaryota, Metazoa, Chordata, Mammalia, Lagomorpha, Ochotonidae. The coding region runs from base 368 to 583 and encodes 71 amino acids. The record is from RefSeq and is a predicted model, not a curated record. The transcript has 4 exons.